This is a messenger RNA of Penicillium griseofulvum, 1125 nucleotides long. RefSeq lists its product as uncharacterized. Bases 1 to 1125 code for a protein of 374 amino acids. The record is from RefSeq and is a predicted model, not a curated record. NCBI's taxonomy places the organism in Eukaryota, Fungi, Ascomycota, Eurotiomycetes, Eurotiales, Aspergillaceae. The transcript is spliced from 2 exons.
AUGACAUCAUUGACCAGUUCGUUUGUCGGCGCCAUAAAACGAUCCACUGAUCUCCGAUACAAUUUGUGGUGGGCUUUUGGCAUUUUCUUGGAAGAUGUACCCCGACGAAUCGGAAGUAAUGAAGCACUUGACCGUGCAGUUGAUGCUCUUACGACUGCCCAUGCUGGCUUCUGCGCGCGCCAACCAAUUUCGGUUGAAGCACUAGCCAAGUAUUCCCAUGCGCUCAGAACGCUAAGAGUUUAUCUAGAUGACCCGCUCCAGGCGAGUGCUUCCAGUACGCUGUGUGCCGUGAUGAUACUUCUGCUCUGUCAAACAUUCAUGGGAAAUAACGCGCAAAUAUCAGGACACGCGCAAGGGGCCGCUAGCAUUCUAAAAGCGCGAAAGAACUUUGGCCCACGCGAUGACUUUGAACGUAGAUUGUUUCUCUCUUUACGGGGAAGUGUGUUAUUCGAAGGUUUAUACAAUGAUGCUAUCGACCUAAGUCCCGAAGAGUGGGAUGCCUUAGUCAAGAAUGACUUUGAUAAUAACCAACCGGAAGGCCAGAUUGUGCAAUUUCUAGCACAGGCUCCAGUCCUAAUAAAACGUGGCAAACGAGCUAUACGCGACGGCGAAGAUGUAACGCCUUUGGCAGAGGAAGUCCGAGCAAUAUACGAAGAAUGCAAAUUGAUUCUGGGCGAAUUGAAAGCACGAACAGUUGAAGCUGAAACUUCGCUCAGUGCUAGGCCAGAAACCUUCAUGACCCGAAUCUUGCGAGCACAUUAUCUCCGCACUCAUGGAAUUGGUAUCGCAAUCACAACAUUUUUCAACUGCAUUCUUCAGGCACUAGACCCCGGUGACUACAUCUCCCUGCUAGACUCAAGCUGGCUUGUUGAGGAUACUCUCAUACAUGCUCAGAAGUCCAAUAUGCACCGACCUGUUGGAGCAGGAUACGUACUACUGUGUCUAUCAGCAGCAUGGAUCGUUACUGCAGACCCCCAGCUACGGUCAAUGGUGGAAGCCGCCUUGUUUGACUAUCAUGGAGACUUUGUGGCGCAUAAUGGCGCGAAGAUAUCCCGGGAGCUGGAACGGGUGAAAGAGAAUUUAUGGCUCGGGUCGAUUGCUACCUCAGAUGAAUGCAGUUUUUGA